Effrenium voratum is the source of this 939-nucleotide messenger RNA. The record is from the annotation of a GenBank genome assembly. Lineage: Eukaryota; Dinophyceae; Suessiales; Symbiodiniaceae.
AUGGAUUUUCCCGUGUCCAAAAUGCUCGCCGCAAUGUCUGUCGUUUGCAGGCGGGGAAGGGAGGUUUCCCGAAUACGCCAGAGUUCGUGCAUCAGUGUCACAGUUGAAACCGCAAUCUUCACCGGUUCUGGCGUGUUCAAGCUUGCCAAAGUCAAGCUUGAAAGUUAUCGGAGACAUGUUCAAGUUGUCCGCGCUUUGGCCAUACAAAUCCUUUCAGCUCUGAUGCAGCCAGCCAAUGCUGAACAUGCAAAACUGCUGGGGAUUUGGCGUAUGAGCAUUUUGCCAUGCUAUGUCAGGCCUACACAUAACAAUCGUGGGAAACUGUGUGUGCAAAAUGCGCCAACUGCAGAAUUCUGCGACAGAUUCAAUGCAUUCAGCCCUUGCCAAAACAUCGCCUGUUGGUGUGUCAGAAAGCUAAGAGAGACUGCGUCUCUGAUGGGCGGCAAUACGCUGGGCCACAUUGUAGUGGCCACGCCUGGCCGCGUGCUUGACCUUGCCAACAAGAAUGUUUGCAACCUGAAGCAGUGUCACAUGGUUGCCAUGGAUGAAGCUGACAAGCUCCCGUGCCCCGAAAUCCAGCCGAUCAUAGAGGACCUCAUCAAGUUCCUGACCCCAGACAGACAGAUCCUGAUGUAUUCUGCAACUUUUCCAAUCACAAUCUUGGACUUCAAAAACCGGUUUAUGGCUGACGCGCACGAGAUCAACUUGAUCAAAGAGCUCACCCGGUGUCUCGCAGUUCUAUGCCUUCGUGGAGCCGCAGAAGGUUCACUGCCUCAACACUUUGUUCUCCAAGUUGCAGAUCAAUCAUGCUAUCAUUUUCUGCUCCGUGACCCGUGUGUAGCUCUUGGCAAAGAAGAUCACAGAGCUUGGGUACUCAUGCUUCUUCAUUCACUCUUGCAUGAAACAAUCCCACAGAAAUCGUGUCUUUCACGACUUUAG